AUGGCACAACGAACUAUCCUGCCCUUACUGGCUGUAUCUGCUAGCUCUGUAUUUGCGCAAUCCACCACAGGGAGCUCAGCAAGCUCUUCGGUAGUUGAUAUCAUCUUGCCCAUGCUCGAGUCUCAGACCAUAAUGGGCUCGGUCAUGGGCGCAGACGCAACAGCGACGACGUUCUUCCUCACCUGCCCAACAGAUGCGCCCUCCCUGCAAUGUGGUCUUGGGAAGGGAAUGGAGGUCGUGGAGGGAUCCGAAGUUCUGGAAGUCCAUAUGACACAAGCUAAUGUGGUAACGGCUGACAUAUCUUGCUCUAUUGCAUCCAACACCGCCAGCUGCACCUCGUCGAUAGCAUCGAUCGACCUCACUAUCAGCAAUACGGCCACAGCUUACUCCAUGGUGACGACGACUGGUACUGGGACAAUGGCCGAUAUCAGCUCCCACACUAUGCCAGUCACCAUCACAGCGGGCCUCGAGAAAUUGACCACAACCACCGCUGCAACGGCUACUUCUCAGCCAAGCAGUAGUGUGGUCACUGCUGGUAUGCCUAGAAUGACGCAGAACGCUGUUCUAGCAGGAGCCGCAAUGAUGCUUGGAGGGGCGAUGGUACUUUAA
This is a messenger RNA of Diaporthe amygdali, 609 nucleotides long. RefSeq lists its product as uncharacterized. The transcript has 2 exons. Bases 1 to 609 code for a protein of 202 amino acids. The record is from RefSeq and is a predicted model, not a curated record. NCBI's taxonomy places the organism in Eukaryota, Fungi, Ascomycota, Sordariomycetes, Diaporthales, Diaporthaceae.